Messenger RNA from Wasmannia auropunctata (little fire ant), 8166 nucleotides. RefSeq names its product histone demethylase UTY-like (gene Utx). Gene Ontology annotation, biological process: regulation of gene expression. The record is from RefSeq and is a predicted model, not a curated record. The transcript has 14 exons. Bases 404 to 4711 code for a protein of 1435 amino acids. Gene Ontology annotation, cellular component: MLL3/4 complex. Gene Ontology annotation, molecular function: RNA polymerase II cis-regulatory region sequence-specific DNA binding; protein binding; histone H3K27me2/H3K27me3 demethylase activity. NCBI's taxonomy places the organism in Eukaryota, Metazoa, Arthropoda, Insecta, Hymenoptera, Formicidae.
CCGCGUGUCCGAAACUCAAGAUGGCGGCGGAGUCACGUGGUGCGAGCAGAGAUGCCGGCCGCUCGGUCCCGGUCGCUUGUGUGGUGGCAUCGGUGAUCAGUUCAUACGUCCGCCGCCGGCGUAGUCGCUGUUGUCGCCGCUCGUCGUCGCCGCUCGGCUCGGCCGCUAUCUCGUCCGAUAACUCGCGAUGCGGUGACGGCGCCGCGGGAGUCGCGGGACUGACUUCGCGUAUGAUCUCGCGCGCGCGCGCGCGACUUCCUCGUCGACGCUGCUGGUGGUUUCGUCGGAGCCGUCGUCGCGUCGUCGUCGUCGCGGUGCGUGCGUGCGUGGAUUCCCGUCUCGCGCCGGCCGCGGAUGUGUGACGCGCGUUUCUCCUCACCGGGACCGAGAGCGUAAAAAAAAAAUGGCACAGGACACCGACGACAUCAACCUCACGCCGCAGGAGUUGCAGACGCUGUCGGAGCUGGACAGUCGACAGUUCGGCUUUCUCAAGCUGAACUCUCCGGAGCAGGCGAAGAAGAAGGCCCUGGUGGUGCGUGCCAUCAAGUACCUGGAGCGUAUGCUGGUUCAGGCCCAAGCGGAGAAGCAGCGCAGGAAAGCCGAUAGUACAAAAUCGUGCCCAGAUGACGCCAAGGAGAACGAGGAUGAGGACAAGGGGAUAAGCAUCGAUCCCAAGACGUACUGCAAGCUGGGACACUUUCAUCUACUCCUAGAAGAUUACAGCAAAGCUAUGUCGGCGUAUCAGAAAUUCUACUCUUUAAAAGGCGACUACUGGAAGGAUGCUUCGUUUCUAUACGGGCUGGGUCUUGUUUACUUUCACUUCAAUGCCUUCCAAUGGGCCGUGAAGGCGUUCCAGCAGGUGCUAUGGGUGGAACCAGGAUUUCCACGGGCCUGCGAGGUUCACCUACGGCUCGGCUUGAUGCUGAAGGUCCACGCUGAGUUCGACGCCGCCUUGAAGCACCUGACCCUCGCCCUGAUCGAUGCCACCACACCUGCCUCCUUCUCCAAGCUCGAGAUCAAGUUCCAUAUCGCUCACUUAUACGAGGUGCAGGGCAAGUAUCGUCUGGCCAAGGAGCAUUACGAGGCCCUGCUGAAGGAAAAGGUUUUGCCGUUGCAUCUGAAGGCCGACAUCUACCGUCAGCUAGGAUGGAUGUACCACGUGGUUGAGUGCACGGUACUGAGCAUAAACAGAGCGCAGAAGCAAGCCAUAGCUAUCCACUGCCUGCAAAAGUCCAUCGAGGCCGAACCCAAGAGCGGACAGAGCCUGUACCUUCUGGGACGUUGUCUGGCCGCCUCUGGAAAGGUGCACGAUGCAUUUAUCGCGUACAGGAAUAUAAUCCAAAAUACAGAAGAAAUUUUCCAAUCUAAUAGAAAGAGAUUAAAUAUAAUUGUAAGAAAUUCAGUCGAAAAAUCGGAAGGCAAUGCGGACACGUGGUGUAGCAUAGGGGUACUAUAUCAGCAGCAGAAUCAGCCUAUGGACGCACUGCAAGCCUACAUAUGUGCUGUGCAACUAGACAAAUCUCAUUCGGCUGCUUGGACUAAUUUAGGCAUACUGUACGAAAGUGUUAGCCAACCCAAAGACGCUUUGGCCUGUUACGUCAACGCAUCUAGGGGAAACAGCAAUAUAGCGAAUUGCACGGGCCCAUUCGCGGGCCUGGGUGGCGUUAAGUCCGGUGGCAACAACCCGAUGAACCCGUCCCUCCAACAGCGCAUCAGCUUUCUGCAGAGUCACCUAAGUCAAGCACCAAUGCCUUCCGUCGCUACCAAGAGGCGGCAAUUGCCGUCAAUCGAAGAGGCUUGGAAUCUGCCGAUCAGCGCAGAGAUGUCCAGCCGGCAGCAGCAGCAACAGCAGCAACCCGGCGGACCUUCGUCAAUAAUAUAUAACAAAUAUGGUGCCACACCGACUGGACCGCCUCCGCCUUAUCCUCAAGCUCAGGGACAGAAUGCUAAGCGAUUUAAGACCGACGAGGUGAUAUCGGCCGCGCCGCAGCAACGGGCGCCCCCGUUCUACCUAACGCCGCCGCAACUGCAUAUGCUGCAUUAUCUACAACAGAAUGUUAAUAGCUUGACACCGCAACAGCAGGCUGUGCUCGUCCAGCUGCAGCAACAAUACCGUACGAUGCAGCAACACCAGCAACAAAUCAGGCAGCAGCAGCAAGCGGGGCAGCGAGGCCUGAGGCCAGGACAACCCGGUUAUCCCAUGGCAUAUGGCCAUCCUCAGAACCUCGCCCAAUCGUCGGGUGUCAUCAAGAACUACGGCAUACCGCAACAACCGUUGCAGCAAGGAGGUACGGUUGCGCUGCAGACGGGCUUCUCCGACACCAAUGUCGGCUACAAUACGGCGGCGACCGGGAACACCACGCAGACACCAGGAAUGCCUUACAAAUCCGCCGCCGAUCCCACUUAUCCGCCGCAGAGACAACAGAUCGCCGGCGGCGCCCAGUAUGGUGGUCAGUAUCAGCAGCAGCCGAAUCAGUACGCUGCUCAGGGUUACACGCAGGUCACGUCGGCGACCAGCGGCUACUCGGAGAGCUCGACGGUGGCUGCAGCGAACAAGGACAAUCUGGGCGUGACGGACCAGGAGUUGCAGGCGCUGCUGUCACAGAAGGACAUAGCCACGUCGCUGGCGGAGGACCUGCUCAAGCACUUCGGUUCCGACGAUUUGGAGAACGUCGUGAAGGAGGAACCACCGAGCGGCGGUGUCGUCAAUGACAACGGCACGUUGAGCUCCGGUCCGUUCUCGCCGUCGAAUCUCGAGGAGAGCGCGGCAGACAAGGUGAAGGAGGUGAAACUGGAAAAAUCGGAAGAGGCGGCUUCCCAGCCGACGAAGUCGACGACGGACGCUGUGACGACGGCGGUCAUGACGACGGCCGCGACGACGACUGUGACAACGGUGAAGUGUGAGACGACGACGGUGAAGUGUGAGACGACGAUGACGACGUCGUCGUUAUCCUCUGGCACGACGAUGACGACGGCAACAAUAAGCAAGAGCGAAGCGACUAAUAUUUCCAAGACAGAACCGAUGAUGAAUCUGAAGCUCGAGUCGUUGUGCGAGUCGCAACCGGAACAGGAGUUGAACAUCGAGAUGGACGCCAGGACGGUUAUCGAGGCGUGCAAGGGCCAGGGGCUGAAAGGCGUGCCGAAUUGCUCGAUACUGAGCGACCGUUCGCCACCGCCGGCGCCACCGGAUCCACCCAGUCAACGACUGACGAAGGAGCAGUUGUUGCCGCCUACACCGAGCGUCUAUCUCGAGAACAAGAAGGACGCCUUCAGUCCGCAGCUGCAGGAAUUUUGUUUGAAGCAUCCGAUUGCUGUGAUACGUGGCCUCGCAGCGGCGCUCAAGCUCGAUCUGGGUCUUUUCUCAACUAAGACUCUAGUCGAGGCGAAUCCAGAUCACGGCAUCGAGGUGCGCACGCAAAUGCAGCAGACCAGCGAGGAGAACUGGGAUCCGACGCUCAACAAGAAAGUCUGGAACUGCAUCAGUCACCGCAGUCACACGACGAUCGCAAAGUACGCGCAAUAUCAGGCUUCCAGCUUUCAGGAGAGCCUGAGAGAAGAGAAGGUGCAGGGCGGCGUGCAUGCCUCCAAUCUGUCAGAUUCGGACUCGAAGGACAGUACCGGUCAGACGGUCCGACGCAAAAAGAAUACUUUUGGUCUUGCCGGUAGACCGGGAACCAAGAUGCUGCGUUUUGGUACCAAUGUGGAUCUGUCGGACGAGAGGAAGUGGAAGCCGCAGUUACACGAACUAAUGAAGUUGCCGGCCUUUGCCAGGGUGAUAUCGGCUGGUAAUAUGCUCAGCCAUGUGGGCCAUGUGAUCCUAGGAAUGAACACCGUACAAUUGUACAUGAAGGUACCUGGCAGCAGAACACCCGGACACCAGGAGAACAACAAUUUUUGUUCUAUUAAUAUCAACAUCGGGCCGGGCGACUGCGAAUGGUUCGCGGUACCAGAUGCGUACUGGGGCGUAAUAUGCUCGCUCUGCGAGCGCAACGGCAUCAGUUACCUGCACGGCAGUUGGUGGCCGAAUCUGGACGAUUUGUACGAGGAGAACAUCCCGGUGUACAGGUUCCAUCAACGACCGGGCGAUCUCGUGUGGGUGAACGCGGGUUGCGUGCACUGGGUACAGGCGGUCGGCUGGUGCAACAAUAUCGCAUGGAACGUCGGCCCGCUCACUGCCAGACAGUAUCAGCUCGCGAUCGAGCGUUACGAGUGGAACAAGCUGCAGGCGUUCAAAUCGAUUGUGCCGAUGGUGCAUCUUUCGUGGAACUUGGCGCGUAACAUCAAGGUCUCGGAUCCACGACUGUUCGAGCUGAUCAAGAAUUGUCUUUUGCGAACGAUGAGACAGUGUUGUUUGAUACUGGAGUUUGUGAAGAGCAAGGACGUGGAAGUGCGUUUCCAUGGUCGCGGCAAGAACGAGGCCUCGCACUAUUGCGGCCAGUGCGAGAUCGAGGUGUUCAACAUCCUGUUCAUCCGCGAGCAGGAGAAACGUCACGUAGUGCACUGCAUGGAUUGCGCGCGUAAGCAGUCUCCUUCGUUGGAGGGAUUCGUCUGUUUGGAAGAGUAUCGUAUGCGCGACUUGAUGGAGGUUUACGACGGAUUCACCUUGCACAUGCCGCUGGCCACUGCCACCAGCACCGCCACCACCACUUCCUCGUCAUCAUCGUCGACGGUAUCGACGACGUUACAGACACAAACCGGCCAGUCCUCCUGAGAUUACCUGCAACAUAUAUAUUUGGACUUCCUUAGCACGCUGCAGUAGUAGUGAUCACUACCAUCCGGGAAAUGCGAAUUCUUUCCGGAUGGUAGCGAUCAUUACUGCUAGUGUUAGUCCUUUUCUCAAUGCGAGACGCGAGAAGACAUUUCUUACGAUAAGCAUUAUCCAUGUACCUGAGAGCUACGCGAAAAGGGGCGGGACCGGCUCCUUGGGAGCUCCUCGUAGGCUACCGUCCGCAAAUGAUACCGGAUGAGAUGGGGUGAAAGCGUGACACUAAUUUCUCUCGAAAUAUCGACUUUGGGAGGAGAGAUAUUUUUUCAGUAACAGUUAUUACAUCUCAAAGAUAGUAAUAAUGCAUUUUCUACUGCGCUUUAAUCCAAGACUGUGCUCUGUUAAAUAUUCUUCCUCUAAUAAUAUCUGAUAUAAUAUUUUUGGAGACAAUUGUCGUGCUUUACCUCAUCUCCUGUACAUUUAUAUUUUAUCUCAAUUUGUGUACGGCAGCCUUUUUAGCAACUGCGCUUUAAUCUGCACCUGAUCAUUCGAAUUCGCUGUUAGGAACAUGAUUAUCGCGACAGAGCUUCGUGAGCCGAUCCCAAGGGGAAGAAGAUAAUCGAAGAGCGGCAGUCUUUUCGGUAGACGCGAAGAUUGAUUCGCGCUGCUUGCGGCUUGCUCGCUCGCUCGUUAGUUAGCCCUGUUUGUACAAAUCUAACUUGUUUAUCUAUAAAAAAGAAAUAUCAUCGCCAGACUAUUCCCUGUAAAUAUCCAACGGCGGCCACGAUUUUUCUUUUUAUAUAGCUCUCGGGUAUUGGCUAGAGAAGACUGUCUCUAAUUAUUAAAGGACGUAAUAGCGUAGUAAUCGGCCCGCGGCAUCGUCAUGCGAUCGUUCCCGAUUUUAGCGCGCUGGACUUUUUUUUUGCCGGAUUCGACCAGAUUUUUUCCUUAUUAUCGUUUAUUUAUUAUUGUUUAUUAAUUAACGAUCAUUGUGAUUCGUGAUAGAGAUUGCAAGUCUCUGGAUGUUAAGUAUCGUGCAGUGCAUCGCGAGCAGCAUCGUGGAAAUUUAAUCUUUGAAUCUUUGUUUUUUUUUGUUCUUCGUCCUCUUCGCGAUUAGUUCGGGGAGGGGGGAGGAGGGGUAAGACUCUGCGUUAUACGUUCUCACUGCCACUUACGAAAUCGCUGAGAUAAUGUGAGAGAUUCACCCUUUAUCGUAUAUAUUUUAAGAAUCAUGUAAAGAGGUUGCGCAUCGUUAAUUAAUAAUAAUCAUUGUUAGAGAAAUACGUAUAAAGGCAUAUUACUGCCGUGCGUGGCACUGCUCAAAUCAUUUGUACAUUUUUGUAUGCGAAAUCAGCUGUGAGAUCAGGAAACUAAAAAAUGAAAAAAAAAAUUAGUAAGAGUGUCUCUAUAGUGUAGCGUGAUCUCCACUGCCAAUCAUGCAUGCUAUUUCCUGUUAAAUGAAACGAUCAAUUAUUAAAAUUUAAGUGUUGUAUGAAAUUAAUGCCCCGAGUGUGCGGGCACGGGAGUUUAAUAUCCAGGACGAUUAUCGAUUGUUUGUCCAAAUCUACAAAGACUAAAAUUAAAGUAGACGUAAAGGGGUCUAGCAAAACUAACUGGAAUGAAAACACGACAGAUAUAAGAGACUCGUGUCUGUCUCGUUAAAAGUGAAAUCUUUGAAUUUCAAUUGUGGUUUCUUACGUGUGACGUCGACUAUACUUUUCCAUGAAAUAUACAAUAUUUUUGUUUUUUAUAAAAAUCAUAUUUCUGCUAUAAAGGGGCUUAACGUGUGUGUGUGCGCGCGCGCACUGUGAUUUUUUUAAGCAAAAUUCUCGAGUUCUAGCGAAAAAAAAGUAGAAGAAACGAAUGUAUGCGAAAGUCGCGCGCCGCUCGCAAGGCGAUGAUACGCGGCGAUGAAGUGAGAGAGGAGGCGAGAUAGGGUCUGUCCGGAAAGGGGAGAGAAUAGAGACACACUGUAGAAGAGAAAGAGAGCUUCUUGUUCAUCAGGUUAAUCGUACUUUAAGACAACAAAUGUACCUUCACUCACAGUCUCGUCAAUUGAUCACGGCGUUCGCAGCCGACGUAACGUGCCAGAACGCUUAUCUAUACCGCCACCCUGUAUGUUAGCCCGACUCGAGGAACUUGAGGAUUAAGAGUAGAUAUGUACCUUUGCUAUUGUUAAACUAAUAUUAUACCGGUCGAAAUCAGCGGAAAAAUGAAAGACGGAAUAAUUGAGGCACCUGACCUGCUGCCACUGCAGCCACACUGAAUCGAGAGGCGAAGGAAAUUGCGUCACUGCGAUUACCUGCAAGUGUUCCUUUAAUAAAAUCAGAUUUACUUUUAAUUCUCAAUUCCUCGACCCUUGUCCCGAGCGAACUGCGCGCGAGAGGGGGGGGGGGGUAGAAGGAAGAAGAAAAAAAAGUAGUUAGCUCUUCGCGCCACGAGAAAUGAUCAUCCGCAAAAUGAAGCGAUGUAUUUUUGAAUAUCUAGAAGCGCUAGUUCCACCGAGUCAGUAGUUUCUGAGAAAUUAAACGAGAGAAAAAAAGGAGGAUCGCGCCGUGUUCUCCUCUUAUUUUCUACGAUUGUACUCUAGACAAGUCAUAAAUGCCCAUAACAUUCGUCGUAUCUAUACGUCUUCUCUGCUACCUUCAUUUUUUUCUUUAAAGCAAAAUAGCGUGUUUAGACACUGUACAGAAAAUUUUGUCGCAGAGCUGUCCGACAAGUAUUCCAGGCCUAUUAAAUUUGGCCAAGUACACAAUUCGCGGAUCCUAAUGAAUUGCGAGUCAUAGCUUUACUUCAAAGGGCUCUCUUGAGUAAUUAACUAUACAGGUCAUAUUUUUUAGAAAUCUAACGAGAGAUCUCGUCUGACCUGCGGCGAGAGCAAAGAAAGAAGCUCUUGGAAGAAACUCUCUUCAGUGCAUUUGAAUGCGGUCUCACCAGCGGAGACCUUCGGGACUUUCAUAGAAAUGUGGGAUUUCACCGAGCGUACAAACCGCCGAUGACUGCACAACUAUUAUCAUUCGCUCGGGCACGCGUCGAGAAGUUACAAAGCAUCAAAUUGUCCUUCUCGUGAUGAAGUGGACAACUGCAUUGUUCACGAAACGUUGGCAUUAACAAUCAAGACACGGAGAAAAUCCUUUUUAAGUUACAAAGCAGUUACGAAAGACCUAUCGAGUAGGUAGAGACGUUGGAAUAUACUCUUUUUAAAGCGGAACGAUCUAUGCGAAUGACCUUGUGCGCCCGAGAGAAUGUACAACUUGCAGCUGUUGAGGCGGGCAAAGCAUCGGUCGGUUUAGUCGCCAAGUAUGUCAAUUUGCACACAGCUUAUAAACAUUCGGCGGGACGGAGGGGGGGGGGGGAGAUUGCAAUACGUUCGAGCGCGAAUGUUAAGGCAUUUAUGACAUAAUUAGCGUACAGCAAUAUGACGACCACGCGCGACGCUUGGGGGGGAGCAGGGGACGAAA